Molecule: messenger RNA, 1279 nt
Organism: Manihot esculenta (cassava)
Lineage: Eukaryota; Viridiplantae; Streptophyta; Magnoliopsida; Malpighiales; Euphorbiaceae
Exons: 1
Coding region: 181-624 (147 amino acids)
Source: RefSeq, a predicted model, not a curated record
GGCAGUCUCAUUUAUAGUCGAAGGCCCAUCCGUUAUAGUAUAAGGACCUCUCUCUCAUCUCCAUCUCCCAUCUCCAUCUCCCAUCUCCAACCGUAUGUACAAAAAUAUUAUUUAUUUUGCCAUUAUCUAAUAUCAACCCCCCUCUCUUCCUCUCUGAUCUCUCCCUCUCAAACCAAAACUAUGGAAGGCAUUUCUGCUAACAUGUGCACCAAGUUCAGAGGCUACUGGAGGAGGAGAGGCUACCAGAGGUUAAAUGAAUCCGGCCGUAGGCGGAGGAAUCAGGUGGAACUCGGUUCCAACCGGAGGAGAAGAUUAUGGCGGAUCAAGAUCAAACCCAAGCUUAAAAUUCUCAAAAUGACUUCUCCUAAGAAGUUCUUCGUUUGGCUACGCGAUGCCUAUGUGAAGAUGAUGAUGGGAUUCGCUAACUCCCGGGUGAUUGGAGCAGGAGGCUACGUUUCUGGAGUACCGGAUGGGAUCGCCGCUUUUGGGCAGCGCCCUCUCAAGGAGUAUGAUGAGAAGAUGGUGAUUGAGAUCUAUAAGUCGUUAGUGAUGGCGCAGGGCUUAGUUCCCCGAGACCCAUCCAAGCUUGCCUCCAUGUCUAGACUGGCUGCUAUUGUAGAAUAGUAUGGCUUUUAAUCGUCGACCAUCCGGUAUGGCUUUUAACCUUUUUUUUUUUUUUCUCUAAAGUUCUCCCCAUCAAAUUAUUGCUUUUCUUUUUAAUUUAGUUAUUGUAACUGUAAUAAUUGGCCUUUUCAAUUUGGCAAUUAGAUGUCUUGCUCAGUCAGGUCGAUCAAGACCUUCAAAUUAGGAAAAGGAAAAUUCUCUUCUUUUUGUUAAUGUUUUGGUGACAGAUAAACAAGAAGUGGGUCUAAGUCCAAAUGCAAAUAAUCAUAUCAAGGGGUCCAAUCCAAUCCAAUCCAAUCCAAUCCAUAAAGGAACCAAUUUCCACUUUCUUUGAUUUAGACGAUGAGUCGAUUAUGGAUUAUCAAGUUGUCUCCUUGCUUUGAAUGAGGUGGAAAAAAAGGUCUCAAAAUUACAAUUAAAACAUACGUUUACAAUGGUGAACUCGAAAGUAAUUACGCAUAAAGAUUGUGAUAAAGCUUAAUGGGAAUCUUUGCAUGUAGUGUGAGUAUGCUAAAGCAGAAGCAUGUGUUGUUGAAUAGCAUCUGCCGUUGGUUUAGCUUACAACUUUAUAGAGUCAAUGUUGUAAGAAGUCAAAAGGAACAUGCUUUGGUGCUUCCAAGUAGUAGUUUAUUUAUUACUACUUCCAUUUCCAUUU